CGGCGUUUGACACUUAAGAGGACUCUGGAUAUGAACAUUUGAAUGGUUUUCCUUCCGAGGUGUUUAUGAUGAAUUGAAUCGAAGGCAGGUGGAAAUUGCGUUCCCUUGUUCCAUUAACUCCUCCGUAAAUUGAAUAAUUCAUAUCUUGAACCACUCGGCGAUCCUUAUUGCCUGGCAACGUGUUUUUUUUCUCGCUGAAGGACAGAUGUAUUUGGUGUUUUAUUCCGGUAAAUUAUUAUUUUUCUUUACGUUCUUCUGCUGAUGAUGGCGGCUCAAGCUGCGUUUUCAUUGUUUUCCUGAAAGAAAUUAUAUAUUUCCAUUCACGUAAAGAACCUCUGCAUGGUUUUCUAUUCGAUGUGGCCCUGAGAAGCGAGAUUUGUAGAUAAGCUCUGUGCCCAAAUUAAAAACAUCGAGAUUAUUAUUUGUGACGACAGUGAAGCUGGAAUUAUCUUGAGAGACGCGGCGAACAGGAUUUUGAAAGCUGAAGCAUGGUGAAACAUGGACAAAAACCAAACCAGAAGACGGGAAUAUCGAUUCAAAAUACAACGUCCCUCACACGCGGAAACAUGAAAAUCCGAGUUUUCACCGGCUUGUCCGGCUCUCUACAGUCUUUGCAGCGUAAAAAGGUUAGAAAUUUGCGAAGGUUUUCGUAUCAUUAAGGUACAGUUUUUACCUAUUUUCCAAGCACCAAAUGUCGUUUGUCUUCUCUGUGUGCGCAAUAGUUUAAAUUUUUCCUGUCUUUGUAGAAGUGCAAUGAAAACGUGAAUUUGUUUUCUAAGCACACUAAUUGUGUGUCGCAAAGUAAAUAAUUUACAAAUAUUUGAACUGGAAAAGUAGAUUGCCGGUUUCCGCUCUUGAAAACCUCGAGUUUUCCUUAGAAUGUGUUCAAUGCAAAUUCGUCUCUUUUCCCUGAUGAUUUAACUAUUUUUGUCGCUAGUGAAUAUAAAUGUUCUCCAUUUUAUUUUUAUUUUUGGUUUUGCAAUUAUACGGAAAAGGAUGUGGUGUGGUUCUCUUUAUCUUCUCCCUUUAUUUUAUAUAUAUUUUUUUGUUUCUAGUUUUGUUCGAUAUUAGAAUCUUCGAGUACGACGUUGAUUUUUGAAUGUCUGUUAAGGAAGUGCCCAAAGAUAAUUUACUAAAAUUGAUUUUUUCCCCGUACCGACCGGCUAACUGUCUAUAGAUAUAUCGCCUGGAGGUGUCUUUUUAUCCCCUGAUCGUAUCGGACAAUUGCAUUUUGGAGUUUGAAGGAAAAACUUGUGCAAUAACUUAUAGAAUUAAGAAACUAAUUUCAAAACCUUUUUUUUUCGUUCAAUAGUUCAAAUCCUUCUCUUUGGCUUAGAUUUCCUUCUUUUAUUAUUUGCCUAGCUUUCACGCUUAUAUAUUUUUCCUUAUCUGGCGCAUUGGCGUUUUUAAUUAUUUUUUUUCCGCUUAUAUAGUUCUUUAUGACAGCAAUUUUUAUCCCUUGAUAUAUUACGGACAAAAUACAGCAACCAUAUUUAAUUGCCUUUGAUCUGUAGAACCAAGUGGUUUCGUGAGCCAGGACAAAAAACGAUGUUGCCUUCGAGGAAAGUUUCCCGCGCGAACCAUUGUAAAUUUACCCGUUGCUGUAAUUCGACUAUGUAAAGCAGUACGGUCCCCGUAGGCUCUAUUGUUGUACAAAACACAAAGUUAAAGUUGAUGGAUUAACCUGCAAAAAUCAAGUGCACUGUUACUCGAAGCCCUCACCAUGCAAGAGCUUUCGUUUGAAAUCCACUGAACUCAGUACUUAGUCCUUGUGUGUAGUACUACGCAUGCGCGGUGCCAUCAAAAGUUUGUACGAAAUUCGCCUUUUUAGAAACGCGAAGAAAACUGUUCUGAGUUGACUUUCGCAAAGACUUCUGGGACUGUUACGUCAGUGAAAAAUGGUUAGCAUUGGGUAACAUCGGCUGAAGCCAGAUUUUUUUUUCAGUAAAAUUACAUGAAGAACAACUUAAGUGCAACCAGAAACUGAUAAGGGGUUUAAACGUGUAUUAAAAUCGCGCUCGUGAAUAUUCACUUUUACCAUAUUUGGAAACCUUAGUGACAGAUAUCCAUUUUCAACAAAUGGCUGCCGCGCGAUCACCAUGCAGAUGUUUUAAGACAAGAGUUCUGCAUUUCAAGUUUAAAAAUACACCGUUAAAAGACAAAAAAGGGAAAGAAAAAGUUCAAAAGAAUGCUCAGCUUUCUUUUUGUGGAGGAAGGGAAGCUUUUCAUCAAGAAAUUGUCCUUCGAGGAAUUCAAACUUGUCUUCUUCUCGACGGAGCGCAUGGUCUGUUUUGAAAUGCAACCAAGGCAGUGAAGUUUUUGCUGAAUUUUCAGGUACAUUUUGCACUCUAUGGCCAAGACAAUUACGUUUUUGAAAGGCAGUUUAUGUAUUUUUAAAUGUUUCGUAGACGUUUUAUAAAUUUUUCUCUUCCGCGGUAAAGAAAAAUUACAAAAUGUGCCCCAAUUUGAGACGGAUUUUGUGUUUAAUUUUGCUAUGUGCUCAGCCGAUUUCACUUGCGUGAACGGAUCCACGAUCCAGGUAGUGUUUUCCGAAUUGCUUUAAAGGAUUAACUUUUUGGAUUUUGAAUUAACUUUUUUAAGAAACGGCUUCUCUGUCUAUUGUUUUGAGUUCGUUCAUUCAUAAAAUUAGCUCAAAACACGAUCGUGACUACAACAUCCAAGCUGAAUUUAAGCUUAAAUGCUUCUCACAUUCAUUACACGCAUCACUUUUUGCGAAGAUGUCAGGUUCAGGUUUUGGACACUUUUCAAUACGCAACUAAUGAAUUUUAUUCGAAAAUAUUUUUCACUCUUUAUUCUAGACUUUUAAUAUAAGAAUUUUAAAAACCUAUUUGCAGUAUAAGUUUACUGUGCAGAGGCGUCGUUUUUUGAAGUGACAAUUUCAAGAAGUUGCGAGGACGUCAACGGGUUUCAUAAUGUUAUGUUUGGCCCGGGUGGUAAGGCAAUAAUAUCCUGCUCAGUGUUUCGGUAAGAUUCCUGUUCUCAACCUUUGAAAGCUUUCUCGGCUUUCGGGAGUUUUUCCCCCGUUUGUCGGCCAUUUUUUUCACGCGGGCGCGGGAACAUGGAGUAAAAUUACGUCACGUUGUUUACGAAGUUUGAUUGGUCAGCUACCUCUUCUUCUCGUUCCAAAUAUGGUACUUUCGAAAAUGAAUAAUCACGAGCAUCGGACAAAGCAAACAUAUGAGAGUUACACGUUUCAACCCCUUAUGGGUUUCUUGUCCAACUUUGUAUAGGUAAUAGCAUGAUUUGUAGUGAUAUUUGGCAUAAAUACCGCGAUUGAUAUUUAGAAAUUGUUAUAUGUAAUUUCACGAGCCGUUAGGCGAGUGAAAUUUGAGACAACUUUGAAAUAUCACGAGUGUUAUUUAUGCCAAAUAUCACGUACAAAUCAUGCUAUUAUUUGUUUAUACUACUACCCGCAAAAGGUUUGUAAUUUUCACAUGUAGGUAUUUCAAAUUAAGCUGAAUUACCAGUGCUCUAAGCCAUUCAAAUUGCAGAAAUUUCUCGUGUAGUAGUAUAAACUGUGUAAUAUACAGUAAGAUAGAAAAACAGAACUGGGAUGCGUUGAACUCGGGCCAUUUGCUUCACAACCUACAUCCAUUUCCACUACAUUAUCGAAGACUAGCUGCCAAAUACAGUAAUUUUUAAAACAUACAUGCACUUAUGCUAUAUCCCAUUACAAUAUUUGAAAGCUAACAGUUUUCGGUUCAGUGCUUAACCCCAAUCACUGCAGAUAGGUGCUAAAUUUCUAGUAUGUUCUCUCCAUAACUGGCGCUCGGCAGUUUUGGUUUGUUCAGCUGUUCUACAAGGUUAGUGGGGUUCUGUUCCACUCUCUUUACUUUAGGAGAAUAAUGGGUUGUGUUACACUCAUAAGGUGUCUAAUCUGGCUUCAACCAAUUGUAUCUAAUGCCAGCUAUUUUAUCUAAUAUACGUUUCAGAAAAAAUACUCCUGUAAAGCUUCCUUUUAUGAAAAGAUAAAAAGACAAAGAAUGUAUGAAUAGUCUUACUUACCCCCUAGUUAGGAUUCUAACCCGGUAAAAAUGUCACACAAAAACACCGUAAAAACACGACGUGCGACGGAAAACCCUGCCAUCUUGUCAGAAACACAAUCGCAAUGCACUGUGGGAAGACGUUCACUUCUCCUCUUAUCUAAUGCUAACUGUAAAAAAUAGAAAAUUGGCCAAUAGCUGACCAGCGCGUCCCCAGUAACAAACCCACAAACAAUUGCGGAACACAUUUCGUUCUCCAGUAACCUUCUCGUUUCUAAAGUGCCGAAUUCCGGGCAGCUGUCAGCUGGUAUCGCCCACCCCUACUGUGUCGGUUGAGUGACGAUCGUAAUCGCCGAAUAAAGACGUAUGAUUAAUACAUAUAUUUUUUUUCUUUUAAAGACGCAGAAUCUUAAUUUGAGUGAUUACAGCAAGCAGGGAUCGAAGAGACACGCUCCAGUUAUGUAAGAUAAAGAAGCGUUACUUUCAUUUCAUUUAAUUCGAAUAAGCGCCCAACCUCGAAUUAGCGCCAACCUCGAAUAAGCGCCCAUCUUAAAGGUAGAAAAAGUUAAUAAGCGCCCAGCCUCGAAUAAGCGCCCACCCCCUCUUCCUCCCAAUCAAACUCAAAUAAGCGCUCACCCCCACCCCACCCACUUGAGUGAAUAAAUUCUAAUAAGAGACUUCCCCGAGGACGGAGUUUUCUUCAGAGUAUUUUACAGAAAGCUUGCUUUGUUACUUCUUCGCGUUUUGUUAUUAGCAUUUAUUGUUUUGUUACAAAAUAAACAUACUUCACUUGCUGAAAAUGGUGAAAAUUUAAUAAGCGCCCAGCCUUGAAUAAGCGCCCACCUCGAAUAAGCGCCCACUCUCAAGGUCCAAAAAUUUAAUAAGCACCCAGGGCGGUUAAUCGAAUAAAUACGGUAUUUCUUAUCAUCCACCGCCUUAAGUGGAUGUGUUGUGGUCAUCUAUCAUCUCCACUUUGUAUUUGAUCCCAAAUUUGUCCAUCUCUCUUCUUCACGCCGGCUAAAGCCAAGCUCAACACGUGUUUGUUGAGUUUACCCGCUAGUAGCGAGCCAAACGAGCUGCUAGAGAACGCGCGCGAGAGAGGCGUAGCCUUUCGCGUGCCGCUCGCGCGCGACUUGUUACAAAUCCCCCAGAGAGCAGAGAGUUUGUUCCAAGGCCAGUUUAAGCGUGUAAAGGAAACGAAUUAGUUUCUAAUUAAAGAUACUCCUCAACUUACACUCAGUAAGAGAGAUCACAUUCGUUAUGGUAUAAGGUUUUUUUCUCAAAGAUUUUACGUUGACCCAUAGUAAAGAAGAGUGGUUAUGAAAGGUGGUAAAUAUCAAAGAUAAACAGUGGUGCUGCCGUUUAUGUUGGAAGCUCCCUGACCAUGUUUAAACUGUUGCUUUUUGUUUUCAAAUUGUGACUGAAUAUAUUGAUUAGACAAUUCUGUUGAUCAGCUAUUUCAAAAUGAUAAACAUGCAACGUCGUGCACGGUGGAUUUACAGUCAAGGCAGGUCAAGCGUACCCCUCAAGAUUCUAUUAAUGAAUUGAUUAUUUGACAAAUGAAUGCGUUAGUCGUCCCCGAAACUAGUGUCAAAUUCAAAUCGGCAUUCCUUCACGCGUAAUGAGUUGUGAAUAUUUUACGAGAACUUCCCUGUAUUUGGUCAGAUUGAAAAUCCUUGAAUGGAUUCAAUUUCUUUAGUUAGAAGACAUUUACAUCAAAUUCAGGGAAACUGAGCUGGCAGAAAUUUCGUAACUGAAUCGCGUGUGAAUUCACGGCUCAUUACGCAUGCAAGAAUGCAUAGAAGAAUCUGAAAUCUACAACUACCAACGGAUUCAACCUUCGAAUAAUAAAUUCAUUAAUGGGAUCUUGCGGGGGUACGCUUGACCUGGCUUGACUGUAAAUAUAACAAAGAAAUCUAACAGGCUCCAUAGCCUUUGCACUUAAUUAACUAUGGUCGACCUAAGACAAAUCUGGUUUCAAAAACCUCUCUUACAUUAAGGAUUCAGAACCAAUAGCAAAAGAGUCUAAGUCUGAAAAAACCUUCCUCAAGAGCUAGCCUAGUAUCUGGGAACAGAAAACAAGCAACCAUCUAUGAGCACGUACUAUACAAGACAAUAUUAGUGAUGUGUAUUUCAUGUAGUACUCUGCAGUGCAUGUUUUAUUUCCUUGUUUUAACGAAGCACUCUUUGUAUUUUGACAGAACAAGCAGCGAGAAUGAGACCUUUACUCGUGUGCGCCGAGACCCUAAUGGACUCAAACUGCCAAUGUCACCAAGCGGUAUGUAAGCUUUACUCGUUUACUCUCAACAAUACGUAACUGAAAAUAAAAACCUUUAGGGCGAGUUAUUUAAACGAAGUUUAGCCCGUGUAUAACAAAACCGCGUUCUAAGCUAUUUUCAUUUUGCCCAACGCUUUUACCUAAACACUAUUUUUCGUGAACAAUUUGAACAAAGCAUACAGCGUAGACUUGAAAAGUACUUAUUUUCUUAAAUUAUCCCCUUAAGAAAGAGAUUUGAAGGUCCAAUGAUUUCUUAAUCCGCGGCCUAAGUUAGACUUCGUACAAAUAACCGACCCUUAGAUUCUAAGAAUAGAAUACGUGGAAAAGCUUUGAGUUAAAUCUCGUCCUCGUACUCGAAAGUCUCUAAUAAAUGAAGAAAUCCGAAGUUUUAUUUUGCAAAGUACAGCUCUGCUGCUUUAGAGCUCUUAUUGAAUGGUUACAUGUAACGGUCAGUGGUGUGUAAGAUUGCCCUAUGGGGCUAUGUUGCGCAACACUAUCGAUUCCUUUAUGGCUAUUAUUCGCCACUUUGAGGUUGCGCGGGAGACUGGGGGAGGUGGUUGUCAACGUGCAUUGUGGGUUAUUUUAAGGGAAGCAUUUUCAACAUGGCGGCAAAUUCGUCCCCCAAAACAAUGCACUUUGACAACCAUCUCCCCUGGUCUCCCGCGCAACCUCAACGUGGCGAAUUAUGAGGUUGCUGAGGAAACUGGAUUAAAUUUCGUCCACAAAGCAAUCCCACAGGGCAAUUUGACACCACGCAAAAACAAUCGAUCAGGAGUUACUCUCAAAGGGUUCCCCGAGCCUGAACGUGUCUUAUAAGGUUACUUGCAGCCGUACCCUCCCCCCUCCCCUGGAACGUAAGAGGGUAGGGCUACUCGUAGGCUAUGUGUAGUCGUGAUCUAAAUUUGAAUUUGUUUCUUCAAUGUGUUUUUCAGUCGCAAUCAAGAACUACGGCGAUAAGAUGACCACUUUUGAACAUUCGGAGAUUCUUGAUUUCCCCGAUGUAUGGUUUCUUGGUUUAGAGGCAAAGAAGAUUGAAGGUGUACCGGGAGCACCGCAAAACAACGGUACGAUUAACUAGAACUAGGUAUUAAAAACUGUGCCUUCUGGACAGAAAAAUAGACCCAAAAGUUUGAACCUAUAACAUUACAUGUCAACACAAUUGUUUGUCUGAGUAAAAGUUUUCUAGUAAGAUACCUUUUCCUUUGUUCUCAGGUUACGAUGAUGAGAAUGGGAGUUACUUGAAGGCAUUACAUGAUCAUCUUGUGUACAGAUAUGAAGUUCUUGAAGUGCUAGGCAAAGGAUCAUUCGGACAAGUAGUCAAGGCUUUAGAUCACAAGACAGGGCAACAUGUAGCCGUUAAGAUUAUACGUAACAAAAAGAGGUAUAGAAAGUCAGCUUUUCUAGAAUGCAGGGUGGGAAAGGAUUGGAUGGGAUGAGAUGAGAUGAGAUUUGAUUGGAUAGGAAUGAAUUAAGAUCGAAUGGAAUGAAAUGGGAUAAAAGAGUGGAUAUAGGGUGGGGUGGUAAGGGAUGGGAUAAGAUCAGAUGAGAUGGUGUGAGAUGAGAUGGAAUGGGAUGGGAUGAGAUGAGAUGAGGUGGCAUGAGAUGUGAUGGUGUGAGAUGAGACGCGCUAAGAUGAGGUGGGAUAAAGUAGAUAAAAUGAUAUGAGAUAGGUGGAAUGGAAGUGAUAGGGAAUGAGGUAAGGUAUAAUAUUAUUGAAUCGGAUAGGAAUGGUGAGGUGGGAAGAGAUACGUAUGCUUUGUGGGUUCAAGAUGGCUGAAUAUAGUUGGCCAAGGGGUUUUUUUUUUUAAUGGAUCGAGCGAGACGAAGUCGAGGUCAGUAAAAACGCCAAAAAGAACAAACAAGGCCAAAGACCAACUAUUGUUUAGUAUAGACACCCCGGAAGUAAAUUAAAUCUCGUAUCGUGGUCGUUCUUCUCCUCGGUCUUUAAUAGCACAGAGGUGGUCGUUAUACUGUUAGAGGUGAUUAUUCCGUCAAUUAUCCUUCAGAGGACUGUAGUAAACGUUUCACCCACCCCUUCCCUAACCCAACGUUAACUCUAACUUUUCACUUAGGGCAAAAUGUUAGGUUAGGGGAAGGGUAGGUGGGAAGUUUGCCAGACUCUUAUACUCAUCCAGUCUUGUCAUAUCUUCCUUGUACAGGUUUCACCAGCAAGCUUUGGUUGAAGUUAAGCUUUUAGAUCAUUUACGUAAAAAGGUCAGUUGGGGUAGAAAUUGGACCAGAAUUGCCUUAAUGAAGUGGAAAACUUAUUCGAGUUUUGUUGUUUCACUUUUAGGACAAAGAAAACAAUUAUAAUCUCAUUCACAUGAUAGACCAUUUCUACUUCAGGUGAGUUCUUAAAACUUCGGCCUUAUGUUUCUGUCGGAGAGACACGUUCCGCCCGAACGACAAUCAACUCUGUCUAAGACAGACACCGUUGGUUCUAAAACAAAGUGUCCGUCCAACAGAGUAGAAACAACUCUUUUUGCCUGUCUUACAUAGCUGUUCUUCUUAUUGAGACUCACAAAAAACAACUGUGGAUCGUUAGGUAUAAACUCUAGGUGUCCGUUUAUAAGAGAAAGAGUUUGUUUCUAAAGAAACUUUGGUGUCACUUCGGUGUGGGGUAAGACAGAAACAUUUCGUUUUAUCAGCUGAGUUGAUAAAAUCAAAUUUUUUGUCGAUCUUAUACAUGUGUCCCUGUGUGUCCUUGGCUGUGUCACGUGGUCUUCUUCAGCUGUUCUUAUAAUUAGUGUUUGUUUUAUCUGCGAGGAUAGCCCUUGAUGAAAAGCUAAACAACAGGGAUCGUGUGCGCGCAAGCGCAAACGCUUACAGCUAAAAACUAUGUAUAUCAAAUAAUAGUUUUUGACAGUUUAGUUUUAAACUGCACUUAUUUAUGAUCGUUUCGUUUUUGGUUUUUCUCAGAAAUCACUUAUGCAUCAGCUUCGAACUUAUGGGGUAAGUCAUAUUUUUAGUAUGUACAUUGUAACCAUUUCUUCAUGUACUUGGUCUUCCAUAAAUAGGCAUGUGCAGCUUAACUGAUUUAUUGUUUCCCUGUUGCUACGCCCCGUUGACAUUUCUGUUUUGUUUCUGAUUCUUGUUUUUGACAGAAUGAAUUUGUACGAGCUAAUAAAGAAAAACAAUUUUCAAGGUUUUAGUCUCGCUCUCAUUAGAAGGUAACCAAUUACCAAUUGUGAAAUUUGUUUAUUAUAUCUUGUAUAAGGGGCUUAUUGCUUGUUGGAUAUUGUAAUUAUUCAGUGGAGGUACAUAGAUCGUGCGUGAAUGCCACUGCUUUUCCACCGUUUCUGGCUGUUACUUAAUUUGUAUUCGAUUUUUAAUAGUAUUCUUCCCUCACCAUUGGAAUUUUACGUAAAAUAUCUUUAAUGUUGGUACGCUUCGUUUCGAGCAAGGUCAUGGGUAACUUGACAAGGCUGUGCUCUAACGAAAAUUAAAGGGAGCCCAGCAUAGAAUGUAUGAUUUGUAUGAAAAAAGUAAGAUUUUCUAGUCACCCAAAGUUAGGCGCCAGGGGCCGUCGGGCUUUUCUAGAGCACAGCCCUGCUUGAAAAGUCAGAGAACUUUAUGAUUCUUUUCUCUCAUUCUUCUUUUCUUUUUGAUUCUUUGGAAAACGAGGUUUAAAGUUAAAUUAUGUUUCCUUAAUCAUUGUUUGUUUGACACAGUUCUGAAAGGAACUAACUUGAAGUCAGAGAAACUUUGUAAAGGCCUUUAGGAUGGCCGAGAAAAGUCGUGGAGCUUUUAAACCCUCACGACAGCAAGAACCCCGUUCCGUUUUGUUUUUAAUAAGAUACUAAUGUGCUGCCUUUCAUCUUUGUAGGUUUGCGUAUUCGUUACUUCAGUGCCUAAGAGUGUUACACAAAGAGAAAAUUAUCCACUGUGAUUUAAAACCGGUAUUUUGCUUCAUGUGCUUAUUCUUGAUGCCACUGUUGUCAUUGUCUAUUGUUGCAUUUUUUAUUUAUUCCCACUCUAAGUUCAAGAAGAUGUCCUUUUUAAUAAACAUUCCAUAGAACAGUUUUCAGUACUAGGCUGUAGAGCGUAAGUUUUACUAAAAGCAAAACUGUGACGCAAUUUAGUGCGCAUGGCUGCUGCGACGUCCUUUUGCUGCGACUUGUGAUUGGUGCAUUUGAUUUCCUUUGUCUUUUCUGAUUGGCUGUUAGCUCCUAUCGCAAAAAUGAGAACGUUUUAAAAAGGAGUUCUAUUUUUUUACCCUAUUCUGUGACUCUUUAUCGCUCUAAUCGUUUCUUUUCUGUUUCAGGAAAAUAUUUUAUUACGACAAAAAGGACAGAGCGCAAUAAAAGUUAUAGAUUUCGGUUCAAGUUGCUAUGAGCAUCAAAAAGGUAACACUUAAAUUUCCACAAAAAUUAACUUUUGUGAAGAACCGCGCCCUUCCUCUCCCCAGUCUCCUCCAGGGCCCUGUUGGUCUCUCUUUCUUUGCAUCAAAAGCAUUUUCUCGUAGAAUUUUCUCUAUUCUUUUUAGAGCAUCCAAUCGUCAAAGAAUUAAACUGAAUUUGCCUCUUAAGAUUUCAUAUCUGAAUUCAAUUUUCGCACUAACCCUGGGUUGCUUUGGACAACCCGGCCCCGUUUUAUUUUCCUGUUCGGGCUUUCUCAAUUUUCGUGACACGAAUCUCUCGGAGCCUGGAACAGGCUAGGGGAAGUGGUGAAAACAAAACAGGUGAUUUUAUGAGGGUCUACCUUGGCUGAAGGUGCGAAGGCUGCUACACAAGACACCACCCAUCUUAUGGACCUAACCCCGGUUGUCCAAACGUUGGAUAGAGCUAUCCACCAGAUAAAACUCUAUCCAGCUUAUAGCGUAAUUGAUUUCCGUAAUACUUAUCCGCUGGAUAGUGAUUUAUCCGGUGGAUAGCGCUAUCCAACGUUUGAACAACCCCGGUCAGGAUGGACGCAAGUUUAUCCUAAAAAUUCGAGAUAGACUUAGAUCUUCCUUUUCCAUAAAGCUUGCAUUUUCACAAAUACUUUAAAUCUCAUACCUUUCUAGUACAGAUAGAUAGGGGGCUAUUUAAAGGAGACGACACCUUUUAAGAUGGGGAAAGAGGGUAGGAAAAGACUCACUAAACUUUCCGUGGAACAGUGGGUCCUGUCUGUAUUUGAUUGUUUUGACAACUUCCCAAAUAUAUUUUCACUUUUUCAUCCGUCUUUUAUCUCCACAGUUUAUACGUACAUACAAAGCCGUUUCUACCGUUCGCCCGAAGUUAUUCUCGGUAAGUUUGAGGUACUACCUUUAGUUCACUGAUCUUUCAACCGAAAACCUAGAUUCACAAAAAAGUUCCCACCGACCCUGAGCGCCAAAUAUUUACUUCCUACCGGCCCCCUUUAAUCUUAGGUGAAAAAACUCCCGAAGAUGUAGCCCUUCGAAAAGUUGGUCCCUUUGUUGCUCAUUCUAAAGUUGAACGAAAGACCGUCGUUUUUUAUUCUUUAUUAACAUUUUUUUUCCUAGGUAUUCCUUAUAGCAUGGCUAUUGAUAUGUGGAGUUUAGGGUGUAUCCUUGCCGAACUUUACACCGGAUAUCCACUAUUUCCUGGUGAAAACGAAGUGGAACAGUUAGCAUGUAUUAUGGAGGUGCGUGUGACUACUUUUUUAUGAUUUAACUUUUUUUAAUAUUACUUAUCUUAUCUACUCUAAGAUCUGGCUUCACUUCGCUGCUCUUUGACCAAGUGGCCUUUGCAUUAGUCUGAGUUUAAAUGAUUUUUCCCUUUAUCGUUUUAGACUGCUUGCAGUCCGCCUUUUCUCGUAAGAUCUGUCCAUUUCUUAUCCCAGUCAGCGCGACUGCAACCAACGACGCCACAAUAAGAGAUUUGGACGAGACGAGGAUAGACGGGCAUAUAUUUUCUUUUCGGGCUUGCGCUCUCGUUUGUCGCGGCUCGCGUGCUUGGGUGACUCGUGGAGUACCUUUGCAACGAAAAAUGAUAGACUGCUCGCAGUCUAUCAGCCUUUGUCUUUUAGAGGUUUUGUUUUUAGUCGACCCUUGUAAUUAUAAUUGCUUCAAUUUUAAAAGUUUCCGGAGUCGAUUCUGGACUAAUAACUGUAAUCUGAUAGGCAGGUUUUACUCUUCGCUGUCCGCCUGUGUGAAAAAUUGUGAUUUGCUGAUGUAAAGAAGUAAACUUAGCCUAUCCGGACUGGAUACGAACGUUGGCGAUCACUUUACAAAGAUUGCCGAACGCCCUCGAAGACUCGCUCGUUCUCGGGGGGGUACUUUUACAGCGUUAAGAUCAUGUGAUUUGUCUUCUAAAUACUGCAGUUUGUGUAAUAAUUAUUUAUGUGCAAACGUUCUUAUUACAAAUUGCAGAUCUUAGGAAAGCCACCAUCUAGUGUUCUCGAGCCUGCUGGAAGAAAGCGGCUAUUUUUUGGUGAGAAUUUACUUGUGAUGUUAUUUUUUUCAGCCCCUCUUUUUUGCCGCUAGCCAGGGUAGCUAGUGUUCCUACUCCUGCUCGUUCUCCUGCGUAUUCCUCCUUGUUGAUUUUGCCAAGAAGCUUCGUUAUUAGGGUAACGCAAAUUACAGCGAGAUGUUUAUUUCUCAUUUUGAGGUCAUUGACAGUAAGAGUGGGUCGGUGGUUUUUCAGACGACUCUAUGGGACGCUUUGGGGGACACUAUCGCUUUUUCAUUUGCUCCGCCGCUAGAUGAAAAUCACCCAGACGGAAGUCGGACUCCUCCUCCUCCUUCAAUUUCUCUUGGGACGGCUGUAAUACCCAGGAGAAAUAAAAAACAAAGGUUAUGCAAAAUGUUGAGGGGCGGGGGGGGCGGCAGUCAGUAAUCAGUAAUCAUGUUACCAUGGAGACUACACGGUCAACCAAUGCAGCGAAGCCACUCUUAUCUUUCGUAUACCUCUUUGCUUGCUCAAUAGACAAAUUUAAUAGUUUAGAGAUGUUUAUCCAACGAUCGCGUUUAUAUGGACAAUUCGACUUCGCAAAUAGCAUCGUCUCUGUCAACAUAGUGUUAGGACCGCGGCAAACAUGACCAAUAUAUUUUGUGUAUUGGCUCCUGAUCACCUUCAGUGAGACUAACAAGAGUUUGUUUUUUAUUUUGUAGAUUCCUGAUUUAAAUCUUCGUGAAAGUUAUUAAGAGUUUGUUUUUCAUAUGUAGAUUCGAAAGGCAACCCGCGAAGUAUGACCAACUCAAAAGGAAAGAAACGCCAAGUAAACGGCAAGGAACUCAACGCAGCAUUGAAAACAAAUGAUGCGUUAUUUGUGGACUUCCUUCAUCGUUGUCUUGAGUGAGUACCUUCUUUUUAUUUAACUCUGUUGUAAGGGGGCUAAACUUUCCCCUACCCAAGAGAGGGGUACUCUGUCAUUUUUAGGGUAGUGGUUUGCCCUUGGAUUCAUAUUCAUAUUCAUAUUCAUAUUUUUGAUUUAUUAUUAUUAUCAUCAUCAUCAUCAUCAUCAUCAUCAUCAUAAUCAUAUCAUUAUUAUUAAUUUUGUCAUUAAUCGUUAUUUUUCAUUUCUUUUAGCUGGGAUCCAUCGACUCGUUUGACGCCUGACGAAGCGUUUCAGCACGAGUGGAUUCAAGAGGUACACAAAAAAGGGCGUAUACUUAAGUCUGUCAGUCCAGUAGUUUCGUUAGCUACGAUCUAUCAUCAAUCUAAUUGGUGCGAGUCCCCAGCCGAGCAGCACAGUAACCGUUGGGUGUCCUGUGGCUCCGUGGGGGUCCUGUCCCUAUGUAGGUGAUUUUUGUGUCAGGAUGAUUUUUAGCAGAAAUGGCCAGCGCUCAAUACAUAACACACCUAUUGCAUAAUUCUAAUUACGCUAAGUUUCGCAUGUUGUGGCGCGCGCAAACAGUUUCAAAUUAUUUUCGUUUAACUGUAAACUGGCCAAUAAAGACCCAAAUCACAAAGAACUUGUGGUUUUAGGAAUCCCUUGUAGUCCAUUAUCUCACAUUGAACCAAUAAAAAGGUCUGUAAUUAGGGAAAUUUUUAUGCCAGUUCAUCGGUGUUCAGUUUGUUUUACUGCCCAGCAUCUGCUCUCAACAUUACACAAAUUUGUAACCGCUAGUUUUAAAACUCUGUAUUUCAGGGUCGGCAGAGACAUCGCGGUAUGUCCCGCUUGACAUCUCGGCACCAGGCCCACUCCGACACGCAUAACUCCUCAGAGACGACUACUAAAGCAAGUACCGCGGAAUCCAGUAAACCGCAUAUUGAAGGCGGCUGGACCAAACGAAGCGCUCGAACGCGGGAAAGACUGCAACCAAUCGGAGCGGACGCGACGCAUACUGUCCCUCACGACAACAACAACAGCAACAAGAUUGUAAAGCAACAAGAGACUGGAAUAGAGUCAAAGAGCUCUGUGCCACCGCUGACUAAAAGAGUUUCGUCCGGGGUGGUAAAGGAGAAGCCGGGGACCGCGAAUAAAGGAAAAGAAAUUGAAGAAGAGAGAACUGAAGACAUUACUGUCACUGAGGGUGGACAAUUUUUACCGCCGAUUAAGUAAAGGAAUAACCAUUUAAGCCAUUCGUUUUAAUUUUGUGGAAAUAAUACCACAUUCGACAUGCCCAUCAUAAACAUGGUCAUUAUUGAAAUACCUCAUUCCAUCUUUCUAAAAUUGAAACGGCCAUUGUUAUAUUCUUCUUGAAUUGUUUCCAAUCUUCGUUGUGUUUUAGUGUAAAGAUGGCAAAACAAGACAUUCUUUUGUCCGCACCUAACAAUUUUUCUCUUUUUCAAUUUUUUGUAAGUUUUAUAUUUCGAGGAUUUUAACAAGUAGAUUCAAUCUAGCUGUUGUAAUGGGAUAUGUUCAAUGUGGUAUUGCCCAAAAUUAAAGGUUUACUUAUUUUAAGUGUUCUUAGAACUACCUUUCAUUCAUUGUAAAUAGUUCUUCUUUAAUAUGACCGUCAUUUUUAAGAAAAAUCUUCAAAAUUUGUAAAUUUUACGACGUAACAUAGACUCGAAAGAAAACAUUUCCUUUGCCAUGUACAAAUUUAACUUAAGCGGGCAUCCCUAAAGUGUCAGUCAUACAUACCGUACGUUUUUUCUAUGUUGAAAAAGGAGGUAUUUAAACGUUUUUAUUUCAAAGUAAGCUGGUCAAUCCAGUAAGAGUGGCCGAAAUCAAACGUGUGUGAAGAUAGCAAAGAUCAUCACCGAAGGAAAAACAGAAAGCAAGCGAAAAAAAGACCGCGUUUAAGUCAUACAUUUUGUGAAGUAUCAUUUGCGUUGUUCGUCCUUAACUGACGUUAAACUGUGACGAGUGUUUUAAACUGUUAAAUUUCAUGAGAGGCGUAGAUUAAUGUAAUAUUUAUAACACGAAAAGGAAGGUUUUUUCUGCCCGUUUGCCGAACACCUAGAGGUGUGGUUAAAAUAUGUCUGUAGGUGAGAUAAAACACUCUUACUCUCUUUAUAUUUACCUACUCAAGUGAUAAAUGAUUCUUGAAGAAACUGAACACAAUCAUUUUAUGGUUUAAGGAUGCAAAUUCCAAAGCGCCUUCUGGAUAGGGAAUUCAGUGAUAAAGUUUCUGUUCAAAAACUAUUUAUCGUGAAAGUUAGAAAGAGAAUUAUUUGGCGAAAUUUUGCCAUUUUUCGUCCAACACCUUUCGUUUCAAUGGGCAAGCUAAAAAAAAAUUAAUUCUCUGACGACUGUGGACGAAAUAUCAUUAGAAUUUGGAGUGUAUCGGUGUGAAUUUAAAUUUAAUAUAUAACUCUUGGUUAUUUAAUAAUUUAACUUAUUUUUGAUGACGUGGUUUAAUAUAUUUAAAGAAUUGUUUGACAUAUUUUUAUAAAUUAUUUAUUGACGCAGAACGAGUGAAUGCAAGCGUGAAACAAUGUGACGUAUUUAUUUUCCCAGAUUUUUACGGGAUUUAUUUCGAAAAAUACUGUGUACGUUUCUUCAGUUGAAUGAAGCGUCAAAGAGGCAAACCUAACGUAACUUAUGUUCUGUGAAUGUUAUUUGUAAAAAUAAUGACCUAUGACGAGAAAAAGUUUAUUGCAGAUUGUAAUUAACAAAAAGAAGUCGCUUUCAGUGGCUUAUGUGACGUACUUUAUGUAAUCCUCGCAAUGCGAAGGGCCUUCAACGUUUUUCCCAACGAAAUAAAAC
Molecule: messenger RNA, 16323 nt
Organism: Porites lobata
Lineage: Eukaryota; Metazoa; Cnidaria; Anthozoa; Scleractinia; Poritidae
Source: the annotation of a GenBank genome assembly